GGGCGCACGCGUGUGUGUGAGCUCCAGUCGCGCGAGCACACGCCUCAGCAGAAGAGCACGAGAGAGGAAGUUGUGAGGUGGGACCAUGAAGCCCGGCAGCCAGGACCAGAGUUUCUCUGACUCCAGGGAGCUGGACUGCUCCUACGACCUGCUCACAGGAAACCCUCCGUCCAAACCUCAUAAGAAAACCAUCAAGCAGAGACUCCUCAGGCUGCUGCCCUGCCUCAGCUCCAGCUCCAGCGCUUCAGUCAAUCAGAGCAACGAGAGCGACGAGGACGAGCUGUCAGCCGUCCGUCGCAAGCCCGAGCGACUGGACCGACUGGUGGACCAGACCAAUUUCAGCAGGAAGGAGCUGCAGGUCCUCUACAGAGGAUUCAAGAACGAAUGUCCCGGCGGGGUCGUGAAUGAGGAGACGUUUAAGAACAUCUACUCCCAGUUCUUCCCUCAAGGAGACACUAGCAUGUACGCGCAUUUCCUGUUCGACGCCUUUGACACUCACAACAACGGAGCGGUGAGCUUUGAGGACUUUGUCCUCAGUCUGUCCAUCAUCCUGAGAGGCUCCGUGACUGACAAACUCAACUGGGCCUUCAAUCUUUACGACCUCAACAAAGAUGGCUGCAUCACCAGAGAAGAGAUGACAGACAUCGUGCAAUCCAUUUACGACAUGAUGGGCAAGUACACGUCACCCAGCAUGAAGGACAGCGCUCCCAAAGAUCACGUGGACAUCUUCUUCCAGAAAAUGGACAGGAACAACGAUGGCGUCGUCACCAUUGAGGAGUUUUUGGAGACCUGCCAGAAGGAUGAAAACAUCAUGCAGUCCAUGCAUCUGUUCGACCACGUCAUCUGAGUCUCCGAGGUUGUGACCGUCCAGCACCACUCCAGCGACUGUCCUGGUAUGAGCGACGUCUGCGCGCUGCUGCCAUGACGCCAUCAGACUCCUGGACCAUCACUGUCACCCUGCAUGCAUCACUCACACGGAGAGCACGGACGAGUGGCCUCAACAAGCAAUAAGGACUUGACUUUCCUCGCGACAUGUGACAAUAUUUUCUAUUUUGAAGUGUUUAUGUUGAAAUUAAACCACACCGU
Synchiropus splendidus (mandarinfish) is the source of this 1086-nucleotide messenger RNA. Its product is annotated as Kv channel-interacting protein 2-like. Gene Ontology annotation, biological process: regulation of potassium ion transmembrane transport. NCBI's taxonomy places the organism in Eukaryota, Metazoa, Chordata, Actinopteri, Syngnathiformes, Callionymidae. The coding region runs from base 86 to 847 and encodes 253 amino acids. Gene Ontology annotation, cellular component: voltage-gated potassium channel complex. The transcript is spliced from 9 exons. Gene Ontology annotation, molecular function: potassium channel regulator activity; calcium ion binding. The record is from RefSeq and is a predicted model, not a curated record.